Mirounga angustirostris (Northern elephant seal) is the source of this 7921-nucleotide messenger RNA. RefSeq names its product DOP1 leucine zipper like protein A (gene DOP1A). Gene Ontology annotation, biological process: Golgi to endosome transport. The record is from RefSeq and is a predicted model, not a curated record. Gene Ontology annotation, cellular component: endosome; trans-Golgi network. Lineage: Eukaryota; Metazoa; Chordata; Mammalia; Carnivora; Phocidae. The transcript is spliced from 38 exons. Bases 182 to 7615 code for a protein of 2477 amino acids.
CGCCGGCGUGGGCGCGGGCGCAGUGCACACUGGGAGCUGUCACUAGGCCCUUCGGCUCCCGGCCUCUGCGUCGCUGCCGCGGUUGCCAGGAGAGCGGCGCCGGCGGGGAGCGGCCGAGCCCACGGCAGGUAAUGAUUUUACAUGACUUUGGAACUGGUCUCUAGUGGGACGCUGUGGGAGGAUGAACACAGAAGAGCUAGAAUUACUGAGUGACUCCAAAUACAGAAACUAUGUAGCUGCAAUAGACAAAGCACUAAAGAAUUUUGAAUAUUCCAGUGAAUGGGCAGAUUUGAUAUCAGCACUUGGAAAACUUAAUAAGGUUUUACAAAAUAAUGCAAAGUACCAAGUAGUACCCAAAAAGCUGACCAUAGGCAAACGCCUAGCUCAAUGCCUACAUCCAGCAUUACCAGGUGGAGUUCAUCGAAAGGCACUUGAAACAUAUGAAAUUAUCUUCAAAAUCAUUGGACCUAAGAGACUUGCCAAAGAUCUUUUUUUAUACAGUUCUGGGUUAUUUCCUCUUCUUGCGAAUGCUGCCAUGUCUGUGAAACCAACAUUGCUAAGUUUGUAUGAGAUCUAUUACCUGCCUUUGGGUAAAACACUGAAGCCUGGUCUACAAGGAUUGCUAACUGGUAUUCUGCCUGGCUUAGAAGAAGGAUCGGAGUACUAUGAGAGAACAAACACCUUGUUGGAAAAGGUUGCUGCUGCCGUGGACCAGUCAGCCUUCUACAGUGCCCUCUGGGGUAGUCUCCUCACCAGUCCUGCUGUACGGUUACCAGGAAUCACAUAUGUUCUCGCCCAUUUGAACAGGAAGCUUUCCAUGGAAGAUCAACUUUAUAUAAUUGGCAGUGAUAUUGAGCUAAUGGUAGAAGCAGUAAGUACUUCAGUGCAGGACUCAAGUGUACUUGUACAGAGAAGCACAUUGGACCUCAUACUCUUCUGUUUUCCAUUCCACAUGAGUCAGGCCACUCGACCAGAUAUGAUCAGGAUCUUGUCAGCAGCCCUUCACGUAGUACUGAGGAGGGAUAUGUCCCUGAACCGGAGACUUUAUGCAUGGCUUCUUGGUUUUGAUAACAACGGUGCUAUGAUAGGACCCAGAAGCACAAGGCACAGUAAUCCUGAAGAACAUGCCACUUACUAUUUCACUACCUUUUCAAAAGAAUUGUUGGUCCAGGCAAUGGUGGGGAUCUUACAAGUGAAUGGAUUUGGAGAAGAGAGCACUUUAAUGCAGGAUCUAAAACCUUUUCGUAUUUUAAUCAGUUUACUUGACAAACCUGAGCUAGGACCUGUAAUUCUGGAAGAUGUCCUAAUUGAAGUAUUUAGAACAUUAUAUUCUCAGUGCAAAGCAGAAUUGGAUCUUCAAAUGGAACCACCCUUCAGCAAGGAUCAUGCUCAGUUAAGCAGUAAAUUAAGGGAAAAUAAGAAAACAGCAGAGCUGAUUAAAACUGCCAACCUUCUCUUUAAUUCCUUUGAGCCUUAUUAUAUGUGGGAUUACGUUGCACGUUGGUUUGAAGAAUGUUGUAGGAGGACAUUGCACGCCAGACUUCAGAUUGGGCCUGGAGAUAGUAGUGAGUCAUCUGAGUUACAGCUGACAAAUUUCUGCUUACUGGUGGAUUUUUUGUUGGACAUAGUUUCUUUGGAGACUUACAUUGAAAUCCAGACAGAACACUUGCCCCAGUUGCUGCUCAGGAUGAUUUCUGCCCUGACAAGCCAUCUCCAAACAUUGCACUUGUCUGAACUCACAGAUUCACUCAGGCUCUGCUCAAAGAUCCUUAGCAAGGUUCAACCUCCACUCUUAUCUGCCAACACUGGAGGUGUGUUGCAGUUUCCAAGUGGGCAGAGCAACUCAGUCAAAGAAUGGGAAGACAAAAAGGUAUCAUCAGUUUCUCUUGAAAAUCCUACUGAAGUGUUUGAAGAUGGAGAAAAUCCACCAAGUAGUCGAUCAUCAGAGAGUGGAUUCACUGAGUUUAUACAGUAUCAAGCAGACCGAAGUGAUGACAUUGACAGAGACCUGAAUGAGGGACAGGGGACGGCUGCCAUCCCCAUCGGUAGCACAUCCUCCGAGACAGAAACGGCCUCCACCGUGGGAUCUGAAGAAACCAUCAUCCAGCCCCCUUCCAUAGUCACUCAGGGGACAGCACCCCGAAGUGGGAAGACAGCCCAAAAAACUGCAAUGCAGUGCUGCUUGGAGUAUGUCCAGCAGUUUCUCACCAGACUUAUCAACCUCUACAUCAUUCAGGGUAACACUUUUUCUCAGGCUUUGGCUACAGAGCAUCCAGGGGAUCUCAGUCGAGAGCGAGAGCAAGGAGAGACUCCAAAAUGGGACAGAGAUUCGCACGGGGAUGUAAAAGAGAGAAACAUAAGUAAACAAAAAACUUCAAAAGAAUACCUUUCUGCCUUCCUUUCUGCCUGUCAGCUCUUCCUGGAGUGCUCCAGUUUCCCAGUUUACAUUGCUGAGGGGAACCAUACCUCAGACUUACAUUCUGAAAAAUCGGAGACUGACUGGGAGCACGUGCAGCCUCCGCUGUGGCUCCAGACUCUAAUGAAUGCUUGUAGCCAAGCAAGUGAUUUCAGUGUGCAGAGUGUUGCUAUUUCUUUGGUCAUGGACCUGGUGGGACUGACUCAGUCUGUGGCCAUGGUCACCGGGGAGAACAUCAACAGCGUGGAGCCUGCCCAACCGUUAAGUCCAAACCAGGGAAGAGUAGCAGUGGUUAUUAGACCUCCCCUCACUCCAGGCAACCUGAGAUACAUCGCUGAGAAGACUGAAUUUUUCAAGCAUGUAGCUUUAACAUUGUGGGAUCAGCUGGGAGAUAGGACACCUCAGCACCACCAGAAAAGUGUGGAACUGUUUUAUCAAUUACAUAACUUGGUUCCUUCUUCUAGCAUCUGUGAGGAUGUUAUAAGUCAGCAGCUAACCCACAAAGAUAAGAAAAUAAGGAUGGAAGCACAUGCAAAGUUUGCAGUUCUUUGGCAUCUCACAAGGGAUCUCCAUAUAAAUAAGUCGUCAUCUUUUGCACGUUCUUUUGACAGGUCGCUGUUCAUCAUGUUAGAUAGCCUUAACAGCCUCGAUGGUUCUACCAGCUCAGUGGGACAAGCCUGGCUGAACCAAGUGCUACAAAGACAUGAUAUUGCAAGAGUUUUGGAACCAUUGCUAUUGCUCCUGCUUCAUCCUAAAACUCAGAGGGUUUCGGUGCAGCGUGUACAAGCAGAACGCUAUUGGAAUAAGGCUCCCUAUUAUCCUGGAGAAGAGAGUGACAAGCAUUUCAUGCAGAAUUUUGCCUGCAGCAGUGUAAGCCAAGUACAACUCAUUGCAUCUAAAGGGAAUGGUGAAAAGCCGCUUACCAUGGAUGAAAUAGAGAAUUUUAGUCUCACUGUUAAUCCAUUGAGCGACAGACUUUCCCUUCUAAGUACCAGCAGUGAGACAAUUCCAAUGGUUGUAUCUGAUUUUGAUCUUCCAGACCAACAGAUAGAAGUACUUCAGAGUUCUGACUCUGGAUGUUCACAGUCCUCUGCUGGGGACAAUUUGAGUUACGAAGUCGAUCCUGAAAAUGUGAAUGUCCAAGAAGAUUCCCAAAUGCCAAAUGCGAGCUCCCCGGAUGAUGACGUUCAGCAAGUAGUGUUUGACCUGAUAUGUAAAGUUGUAAGUGGCCUCGAAGCAGAAUCUGCAUCACUUACAUCUCAGUUAGAAAUUGAAGCUAUGCCCCCAAAGCACAGGGACGUAGGCCCAGGCGAAGAGACACUCCAAACUGACGAUCAGUCCGCUCCACAGAGCCAGAGUGCUGUGCUGAGUAACGACAGUUCCCACUUUCUGUCUGUGUCUGCAGAGGGAGGCCAUGAGUGUGUGGCAAAUGGAAUCUCCAGAAAUAGUUCCUCACCUUGUAUUUCAGGAACCACACAGACUCUGCAGGACUCUAAUGUUGCUUCCGUAGAAACCAAAUCUAGACAGAGGAGUCACAGUAGCAUUCAGUUCAGCUUCAAAGAAAAAUUAUCAGAAAAAGUCUCCGAGAAAGAAACCAUUGUUAAGGAGUCUGGUAAACAACCAGGAGCAAAACCUAAAGUAAAACUUGCCAGAAAAAAGGAUGAUGACAAGAAAAAAACUUCAAAUGAAAAACUCAAACAAACCAGUGUGUUCUUCAGUGAUGGCCUGGAUUUAGAGAACUGGUACAGCUGUGGAGAGGGAGAAAUUUCUGAAAUUGAGAGUGAUAUGGGUUCUCCCGGAUCACGGAAAUCUCCCAAUUUCAACAUCCAUCCGCUUUAUCAGCAUGUGCUUCUGUAUCUCCAGUUGUAUGAUUCAUCAAGGACUCUCUAUGCUUUUUCUGCCAUCAAAGCCAUCUUAAAAACUAAUCCUAUUACUUUUGUAAAUGCCAUUUCAACCACUAGUGUAAAUAAUGCAUAUACCCCUCAGUUGUCUCUGCUUCAGAAUCUCUUGGCCAGACACCGGAUUUCUGUUAUGGGCAAAGACUUUUACAGUCACAUUCCAGUGGACUCAAAUCAUAACUUCCGGAGUUCUAUGUACAUAGAAAUCCUUAUUUCCCUCUGCUUGUAUUACAUGCGUAGCCACUACCCAACUCACGUCAAGGUCACUGCACAGGACUUAAUAGGCAAUCGAAACAUGCAGAUGCUGAGCAUCGAAAUUUUGACGCUUCUCUUUACUGAGCUGGCAAAAGUAAUAGAAAGCUCAGCAAAGGGUUUCCCGAGUUUUAUCUCUGAUAUGUUAUCUAAGUGCAAAGUUCAGAAGGUGAUUCUUCACUGCUUGCUGUCCUCUAUCUUCAGCGCACAGAAAUGGCAUGGCGAGAAGGUGACAGGCAAGAACGUGGUCGCCGUCGAAGAGGGUUUCUCAGAAGACAGCCUUAUCAAUUUCUCGGAGGAUGAAUUUGACAGUGGCAGCACACUCCAGUCACAACUUCUUAAAGUGCUUCAGAGGCUCAUUGUUCUAGAACACCGGGUAAUGACUAUCCCCGAAGAGAGCGAAACGGGUUUUGAUUUUGUCGUCUCGGACCUGGAACACAUCAAUCCCCACCAGCCCAUGACUUCUCUUCAGUAUCUGCACGCUCAGCCAAUCACGUGUCAAGGCAUGUUCCUUUGUGCAGUGAUACGAGCUUUGCACCAACAUUGUGCUUGUAAGAUGCACCCGCAGUGGAUUGCUUUAAUCACGUCUACUCUGCCUUACAUGGGAAAAGUGCUACAGAGGGUGGUUGUUUCUGUGACGCUGCAGCUUUGCCGAAAUUUAGAUAAUCUAAUCCAGCAGUACAAAUACGAAACAGGAUUAUCCGAUAGUAGGCCUCUGUGGAUGGCAUCAAUCAUUCCACCAGAUAUGAUUCUUACUCUUUUAGAAGGGAUCACAGCCAUUAUCCAUUACUGUUUGUUGGACCCUACUACUCAGUAUCACCAACUUUUGGUCAACGUAGACCAAAAACACUUGUUUGAAGCCCGCAGUGGAAUCCUCUCGAUCCUUCAUAUGAUCGUGUCCUCUGUGACAUUGCUUUGGAGCAUCCUGCAUCAGGCUGAGUCUUCAGAAAAGGUCACUGUCGCUGCCUCUGCAUCUGUUACCACCAUUAAUCUUGGAGCCACAAAGAACUUGAGACAGCAGAUUCUUGAAUUAUUGGGCCCCAUUUCAAUGAAUCAUGGUGUUCACUUUAUGGCUGCUAUUGCGUUUGUAUGGAAUGAAAGAAGACAGAACAAAACCACCACCCGGACCAAGGUCAUUCCUGCAGCGAGUGAAGAACAGCUUCUACUAGUAGAACUGGUUCGCUCCAUCAGUGUCAUGAGAGCAGAAACCGUUAUGCAGACCGUGAAAGAAGUUUUAAAGCAGCCCCCAGCCAUAGCCAAGGACAAGAAACAUCUUUCUUUGGAAGUCUGCAUGCUUCAGUUUUUCUAUGCUUAUAUUCAAAGAAUUCCAGUGCCCAAUUUAGUGGAUAGUUGGGCAUCACUGUUGAUACUUCUGAAAGACUCUAUACAACUGAGUCUUCCAGCCCCAGGGCAGUUUCUUAUACUUGGGGUUCUGAAUGAGUUUAUUAUGAAAAACCCUAGUUUGGAAAAUAAAAAAGACCAAAGAGACCUUCAGGACGUGACUCAUAAAAUAGUGGAUGCAAUUGGUGCCAUUGCUGGUUCUUCUUUGGAACAGACAACAUGGCUGCGACGAAAUCUUGAAGUUAAGCCUUCUCCCAAAAUAAUGGUGGAUGGAACCAAUUUGGAAUCUGAUGUUGAAGAUAUGUUAUCACCUGCAAUGGAAACUUCAAACAUAACUCCUUCUGUAUAUAGUGUCCAUGCAUUGACAUUACUUUCUGAGGUUUUGGCUCAUCUUUUGGAUAUGGUUUUCUAUAGUGAUGAAAAGGAACGGGUUAUUCCUUUACUUGUAAAUAUUAUGCAUUAUGUUGUGCCCUACCUCCGAAAUCACAGUGCGCAUAAUGCCCCUAGUUACCGGGCCUGUGUCCAGCUGCUUAGCAGUCUUAGCGGGUAUCAGUACACACGGAGAGCUUGGAAAAAAGAAGCCUUUGACCUCUUUAUGGAUCCCAGUUUCUUUCAGAUGGAUGCCUCUUGUGUUAAUCAUUGGAGAGCAAUUAUGGACAAUCUGAUGACACAUGAUAAAACAACAUUUAGAGAUUUGAUGACUCGUGUAGCUGUGGCUCAGAGCAGUUCCCUUAACCUCUUUGCAAACCGAGAUGUGGAGCUAGAGCAGAGAGCCAUGCUUCUCAAAAGAUUAGCAUUUGCUAUUUUUAGCAGUGAAAUUGACCAGUACCAGAAAUAUCUUCCAGAUAUACAAGAGAGAUUGGUUGAGAGUCUCCGUUUGCCCCAGGUGCCAACUCUUCACUCGCAAGUAUUCCUGUUUUUCAGAGUGUUACUUUUAAGAAUGUCUCCACAACAUCUUACCUCACUCUGGCCUACCAUGAUUACAGAACUUGUACAGGUAUUUUUACUGAUGGAGCAGGAACUCACCGCUGACGAAGAUAUUUCACGGACUUCAGGCCCCUCUGUGGCUGGUCUGGAGACAACCUACACAGGAGGUAAUGGCUUUUCUACUUCAUAUAACAGCCAGCGGUGGUUAAACCUCUAUCUUUCUGCUUGCAAAUUUUUGGAUUUGGCUCUGGCAUUGCCCUCCGAAAAUCUUCCUCAGUUUCAGAUGUACCGAUGGGCCUUUAUUCCAGAAGCCUCAGAUGACUCCGGUUUGGAAGUCAGAAGGCAGGGCAUACACCAACGAGAAUUUAAACCUUAUGUGGUUCGACUAGCAAAACUUCUUCGGAAAAGGGCAAAGGACAAGGAGGAGGACUUUAAGACAGUGAUUUUGGAGGGAUUGGAGAUGGCCAAGCAUCAGAAGAAUCCGGAGGAAGACAACUCAGGGAGAACGUUGGGUUGGGAGCCGGGGCACUUGCUGCUCACCAUCUGCGCCGUGCGCAGUAUCGAGCAGCUCCUGCCGUUCUUCAAUGUGCUCAGCCAAGUCUUCAACAGCAAAGUCACCAGCCGGUGUGCAGGACACUCAGGGAGCCCCAUCCUCUACUCAAACACCUUCCCUAACAAGGACAUGAAACUGGAAAACCACAAACCAUUUUCCAGCAAAGCCAGGCAAAAAAUAGAAGAGAUGGUAGAAAAAGAUUUUCUGGAAGGGGUGAUAAAAACUUGAGGCAUUACAAGUGGUCCAUUUAACUAGAUGUAAAUGUAAUUAUUUAAAACUAAAACAUUGCUCUGAGUUGUAUAGUUUCUUUUUUUCUUUUUUGUAUGUAACAAAACACAUUUCAGGUUGUAUUUAAUUUAAAUAUUUGUAAAUAAGAGCAAAAAUGUCUGAAUGUGGCCUGAAUCAAGUUUAAAUAUUGUUGGCUCAUAUUGAUUAUGGUGCCUGAGAGAGAUCUAUAUAUACAUCUAUAGUCCAUUGUUUUACUGUCCUGAAUUGUCUUAAACCUGCAAAAUACACACUGCACAUUUUUUGCUA